Messenger RNA from Rhineura floridana, 758 nucleotides. RefSeq names its product LSM6 homolog, U6 small nuclear RNA and mRNA degradation associated (gene LSM6). Gene Ontology annotation, cellular component: sno(s)RNA-containing ribonucleoprotein complex; U4/U6 x U5 tri-snRNP complex; U6 snRNP. Bases 285 to 527 code for a protein of 80 amino acids. Gene Ontology annotation, biological process: maturation of SSU-rRNA; mRNA splicing, via spliceosome. The record is from RefSeq and is a predicted model, not a curated record. Gene Ontology annotation, molecular function: RNA binding. NCBI's taxonomy places the organism in Eukaryota, Metazoa, Chordata, Lepidosauria, Squamata, Rhineuridae. The transcript has 4 exons.
CUGUCUCAAAGGGAGUCGUACGGCCGGGUCCCCUGCGCUCAUGUUACGCGGAAAUAAAUCCCAUAGAAGUCCAACGGGACAUCCUCUCAAGAUGAGACAGUCUCAAGGAAAGAACUCCACCCUGUUUCUGCAAUUAGAGAUGAAGAGUUUUGGCCAGAUCCGGCUACCGUAGCUGCAACGUGAAGCCAAAAAGAGUUGAUUGGCGAGGCGAGCCGCCCAUCAUUUUUCGUUCAGGAAACCGUCGGAGCUAGUUAACAAACGUGAAGAAGCUCGGGUCUGUCAAAAUGAGUCUACGUAAACAAACCCCAAGUGAUUUCUUGAAACAAAUCAUUGGAAGGCCAGUUGUUGUCAAGUUGAAUUCUGGAGUUGAUUAUCGAGGUGUUCUGGCUUGCUUGGAUGGAUACAUGAAUAUAGCUCUGGAACAGACAGAGGAGUAUGUAAAUGGACAACUGAAGAAUAAAUAUGGAGAUGCUUUCAUCAGAGGAAACAAUGUUUUGUAUAUAAGUACACAGAAGAGGAGAAUGUGAGCAUACAUGAAGAUGAAAUAUUUUGUACUGCGACUUUUGGUUCUUAACAUUAUUUUGUUUGUUGCUGGUAAUGUUUCAGUGAACAAGAUUAUUGCAUUCUGCUGUAAAAGCUACAUGGCCUGUAAGACACAGUAGGUUUUUUUUUAUAUGUAAAACCAAAUGGAACAUUUCUGACACUGUUUGGAAUACUUCUUGUAUUGUAAUUUGGAAUGAAAUAAACUUGGAAAAGAA